AUGUCACAAUACCCUUCCGUUUAUCCGUCGGAGAUCAAAUACAGACCAGGGAGAAUCCAGACACUUAGUGCUGACCAGGAAAUUGCCUUGAAACAGUCGUGGGCUGCUCUCCUCAAGUAUUGGGGCUAUGGUGUGGAAAUUUCCACCAAAGACAUUCACAGUAAACGAGCGUUUGUGGCAUCCAGCGUGACUCAAGAACUCACGAGGGUUUCCACUAAUGCUUCUGUCUCCACUGCUAGUUUGAAGAAGAAGAAGUCGUUUUUUGGCCGCAAGAGGGCUGACGUGGACGAUCAGAGUGUUAUCAGUGAUGAACGCACUAACAAGUUGAAAAACAGUCACUUGGAGAGGUAUACGAAAGUGGAUGAGGUCUCAGAUCAUAUAAGCUACCUAUAUAUUGAGCAUUAUGGGGAGAUUACGGACAGUGAAGAUGACGGGGAUGAUUUUGAGGACAGCGAAGACUCUGAUGUGGAGUCUAUUGAGACAUUCUAUUCGGCAAUGAGCACUUUGGAUGUAUCUGGUGGAGAAGUUGUACCAAGCUCUAUACAAGUUCCUUCCAAACCACCUAGAAUUUCGAUUUCGGCUAGCGAAUCGUCUCUUAGGAAACAAUCUACGACUAAGUCGACUUCGAGUCAGUUUACUGGGCCAACCGUGAAGACUAACAAAGACAUUUACCCAUUUAUGAAGCAGUACAAUCCCAAGGUACUUCAUAACUCGAUGAUGUCAUUCUGCCGUAACGACUUGUUUGAUAAUGUGUUGUUGCGUUACAUUCGUGCUCGAAAGUAUGUGGUUCCUGAUGCCAUCAAGAUGUUUGCCAAUAGUUUGGACUGGAAGACAAAGGGUUACAAAGCCAACGAGUUGGUGGAGGAAGGUGAUGCUCCAGCCUACGUUAAUGGAACACACAAGGGUUUUGUCAAGAAUUUCACCGUGAGUAAGUCGAUAAUCCGGGGCCAUGAUAAGAACAAGAACCCACUCUUUAUUUUCCAAUCGCGCAAGCAUUUCGCUUCGGACUCUCCCCUCGAGGAGACAGAACGAUUUGCAUUGCUUAUAAUCGAGUGGUGUAGGUUGUUUUUGAGAGAAGUUAAUGAGUCCGUCGACACAUGCACGGUAAUGUUUGACUUGACGGGAUUUUCAAUGAAGAAUGCUGACAAUGCUCCCAUCAAGUUUUUGACGUCUAUGUUUGAGGCACAUUAUCCCGAGAGCUUGGGAAUUGUUAUUAUUCACAAUGCUCCGUGGAUCUUUUCUACUGUGUGGAACAUCAUCAAGAAUUGGCUUGACCCAGUGGUUGUGAGCAAGAUUCACUUCACCAAAGGGUACGAGGAAUUGAACGAGUUAGUCGACCCCAAAUUCAUUCCCUCAGAGUUGGGAGGUGAUGAUGACGCCGAUAACACAUACGUUCAUCCUUCAGUCAAACAUACGAGGCCUGCAAGGGCCAAAGAUGCAAAGUAUAGAGAGUUGAGAAAACAGAGACACGAGCUCCAGAUGAAGUUUUUGGAGACAACAAAGAAAUGGGUUGAGUCCACUAACAGCGAGGUGAGCUCACAGUACUUGAAGGACAAAAUCUACUUGAGUUAUCAAAUUUCCGAUAACUACAUUGCUUUGGAUCCGUAUGUUCGCAACCCCGGUAUUUAUGACCGUAAUGGGACGCUUGUGUUGAGAAACUAG
Messenger RNA from Sungouiella intermedia, 1662 nucleotides. The record is from the annotation of a GenBank genome assembly. NCBI's taxonomy places the organism in Eukaryota, Fungi, Ascomycota, Pichiomycetes, Serinales, Metschnikowiaceae.